AUGCCGACCCCGAAAAUUCUGAAAGUGGUCUGCCGUGGUACAGCCGAGUUGGAUGCAAAGAACCAUUUUUACAAGGUGAUCGCGCCGUAUAUCGAUUCUCUCUCUCGACUAGGAGCGAUAGCUCGAUGUAAUCCGACUACCUUGACAACUCGGAACCUGACCCGGCUCAGAGAGUCUUUCGAGGAAGACCUCGCAGCGGAUCUGAGUGACACCGAUUUGAGACUUAGUCGUCUACAGCUGGAAGUUCUCCAAGUGCUCUACCGGGCUCUCGAACUCUUCGAACUACAGGGCAGCACUGUCGCUGUCAAAUUUCUGAGUGAUGUCGUCGAAGGAGACCAAACCAAGCCGGAGCUGCGUUUCGAGCUCAUGCAGAAUGAGAGAUACGCAAGUCUUCGAUAUGAGCUGUCGAGGAUGGAAGCAACUAAGAACGCCCUCAAUGAUUCAACUACUCAGAGUAAGAUCUUGAAGCUAGCUGAUAUCGUCGAGAAGCAUGUCCGCCAAACGGUGACAGUUUCUAGGAUACUCAUCGCUGUACCGACAGUCGCCAUGUGCGAGGAAGUCAAUAAGAUGUUGGCAUCACUGUCAGCGUUGCUCACAUCAUAUGUAUACGACACCUCGAGGUUCUCAAAGACUGUUCUCAAGAACUUCGUCGAGUCUCGCGAUAACUGUUUAGUGGUUAUCACGAGCCCGGAGAGUUUAAAUGGUCAGAACAUAUCCCUCAACGGAAUCAGCCUCGCCAUUUGUCUCGACGUCCGAAAAGACGUUUUCCGGAAGCCUCCGUAUUGGCAAGGAUCAAUCAUCAUGCUGGUGACUGAUGUGGAGAACAAGUCUUUCGAUGGCAGAGAGGUGUUAGCCGCCUCUCCGCGGAAACCACCCGCGACGUUGAAACGCGGUCUCGCAAAUCAAGCUUCUCGGGGACGGAAAGCCUUCUUGACCAAAGAGGAACAAGCUUAUUUCGACCGCCAUUUCAAAAGCUCGACAAAGAUCACCCUGCCUUCGAAUGGAUUCGAUCCACCUCCAAAGUCGCAAGCGACGUACUCUGUCCAACUUUCGGUGUCGAAGUGGCGACCGUGGCAGAGCCGCCUGCAGGACACUUACCAAGUCGGCCAUUCUACGGACAGUCAGGUUCUGGUGGAUGUCUUCAAGUUUUGUGAUGAAAUAUCAUCGACACCGGAUGGGAGCCGCCUGGACAACCACGAGAGAGAACUCGCCACCCAUUUUCGUGCUGAGGACGUUCAUGAAAUGCCCGUUGAGGCAUCGGAGAGCAAGCCUAUUCUAAUUGAUGAAGGAGAGCUCGACACCCUCGAUACUGAAGACAUGGCCUUCCUUGCAAUAACGCCGGAAAUGGAUCGAUAUGUUCUCGAUAGCGCCGAAAAAAUCACCGAUUAUCUGGCUCAACUCGGCUUCGUCGAAGUUAGGCGAACGCCAAAACCCAAACCCGAUCGAGCGUUCAGGACCCCCGAAAUGGGUAACCGUACGCUAGCUCGGAGGACUGACUCUAGUCCAUUGUCUGUGACGGGUUGUUUACCGACAGCUUCGACACCUCUCGGCUACCGUGCCCCACGAGCGGAUUUCAAGUUGACCCCGAUCACGAAAAAGGAUCCGAUGACGCCGAGUUCUCACCUCCGCGAUUCGGUCCGGGAAGCAGAUCCUGAUCCGAAUGCCGAAUCGAGACUCAGUUUGACUGCCUUAGUCAAAGUUGUACAGAAGCGGAAGAAACAGAAGAACCUGCAAUAUUUCUUCUCAAACAAACUCAAUCAGCCGACCGAGCUCAGUGAUAUCGUCGAGACUAGUGAUAAAUCUUCCAAAUCGGAGAUCCAAGAUGGCGCUUCCCAUCUACCGGGGCCGCUGCCCUACCGUGAAUUGAGCCCGCCGUCUACCACGGAGGAAAAACCCAUGGCAAUCGCAGAUGAUUUUCCAGCCGUCGAUGGAGACGCCCUUGGUGCCAUCAGAAAUCCCCAGACAGAGUCAUCCACGCCGCCCGUCGACGGUCGGAAGGAGCUCGAGCCGGACUUUCUCAGUCGAGAACAAGGUCUGCUCGAAGCUCGCAGAACCACACUGAGUCUGGACGCGUCCGAUCGGAACCGUACGAACAAUCUUAUUGGAAACGAUGUCACUGAGGACGACGACGAUCUCUUUGACGAUAUCGACGUCACAAUGAAGCUCCAAGAAGCCCACGAUGACGGAAUCGAUGCCGACGGAGGGAAUUUAACGAAUUCUAUUCGGAACGCUCGGGAGCACAUCCUCGUAGAUGCUGAUAAGCCGACAGGAAAGCCUCCGAUCAGAGAACCAUCGAUAGACGUAAGAGCUGUCAAGCCCGAACCGAAGCCCAAGAUCCGAUCUGUUUUCGAUGCCCUGGACGACCCAGCAGAUAAUAAGGAUUGUCACUCGGCGCACACUGCUGUCCUCAACAUCAUCAACAACAUCCCAACGAGGAGCAAAGAGAUAGUUGAGAGCCCCGAGAUCACAGAGCCUGAGACCGUGGGGAACAUCCUACCGAUCGAGUUCCAAAAGGGGAGUGAGCGCACGUCGGAAGCGGAGGAAAACUCCGAUGACCUAUUCGACUGCGUCGAGGAACUACUCUUGCCCAAAAAAGAGACAGAAUCACAGGAUGAUGUCCUACAAAAACUCCUCAAAAAAGCCGACGAGCAGUCAUCGAAAAAAGCCGGCGAUAAGCGACCCCCUCGGAGCGACGAAGUGGUUUCCAGUAGUCAAAGACCGACCUCACCGAAAAACAAGGGAUUCAGGAAACAGAAGCUCCGAGCUAUCGCUGAAAACGGUAGAAUUAAGGCGAAAGGCGAGAGCUCCCCUGAAUCUCUGAAGACGUCGUUCAGCGAACCUCAGCUCCGGAGAAACGAGGAAGGAGUCGAAACCGUCAUUGGCCGUUCCAGAUCUCAGAAAGAAGUGACGCGAGAUAAUGCCCGGGCUGCACCGAUGGAUGGUAGGAAUCCCUCGUGCAAAUCCAAGGGGUCCUCAGCCGAAACGAGGAAGAGGUCGCGAGUCGCUUCAGCGAGCAGCGACGAGGAAUCAUUGCACAUACAGCGGCGGAGGAAGAAUCCGUUUGCGAGUCUGGGGGGAAGUUUUUCGCAAGGUUUCAUCGCUCAGCUUGAAGCUAAGAAGCCAACCGUGAAGAAAGCAGCAACGAAAGGGUAUUUCGAUGACGAAGCUGAAGUUGACAGCAUCGAUUCGGUGAGCGAAGAUGAGGACGACCAGCCCGAUGCUUACGAGAUGAACUCGUUCGUCGAUGACGGAGAGGGUAUAGCGCACUCUCAAGGCAUGUACCGCCGCUUGGAUAAGGAUCUAUCGCCGAUCAAGAAUUUCCGAAGACCGGUCAAGCACGUACCCUACGAAGAUUGCUUCUCCCAGAUGCCUCCGUCGGACGAUGACUCGUACGGAGACGACUCGUUCGUCGAGCAUGGAUCGGUCGCUGAGGUCACCCUCCCCGCCGAAAUAACCGUGAUGCAAGCUCCGCCAGAAACACAGCAUAAAAAGAGAAAGGGUCGCCGAAAAGCAUUCAUUUGCGACGAUAGUUCAGACAGUGAUCGGGUCAGCGGCGGAGAAGCAAAGCCCGGUGCAUCGAGUCCUCGAAAGUCCUCCCAGCGAAGUUUCGGGGCGCGGGCUGAUGUCGCGAGCAGUUCUACUUCGGGAUUGAAGUUGAAUGAUCGCAAGAUCCCUCCGAAAAAUGUGAUACUUGUCAACACCUACCUACUAGAGAUCCUACCGGAAAUCCUUGUUGGUCUACAGCGCACCUUCGAUAAGUCUCACAUCGAACCGGUCGACAUGAGUGCUCUGGAGAAUCAUCCGGUGGAUCUCUACCUUGGAGAUCUGUGCAUCAAAGUCAUGUCUCUCGACCAAUUACGUUCAGGAGCAGCCGAGACUCGGAAAAAAAUCAAUCGGUUCAGGUUGCUGUGUGAGAAACCCGUGCUCCUCGUGGUCGCUCCCUCGCAGAAUCACUCAGACCCAGAGCAGCUCUUCAAGGCAAUCAUCGGAAUAUCCGAGAUCGACAUAAGGACAUUUUACGUCAAAAAUCAAGUGGAGUUACUCAUGUUGCUCAAAUGCAUAGUGAGAGAUCUACAGGGAAACGAGUACUUGAUCGAGUACCUCGAAUCGGAAGAAUUACAACGCCUCUUGAGACUGCCUCAGCUGAAUAUUCUGACGGCGACGGCUCUCCUGAGGGUGAAACAGGGAAAGGCUCGAAGCGUCAUCCAGACAAGCUCCGCUGCUGAGAUCGGAAGCAUCUGCAAUGUAUCCGAGCGAUUUGCGGAAACGAUUUGUGCUGCUUUUCGGACUUGCUGA
Molecule: messenger RNA, 4296 nt
Organism: Galendromus occidentalis (western predatory mite)
Lineage: Eukaryota; Metazoa; Arthropoda; Arachnida; Mesostigmata; Phytoseiidae
Exons: 17
Coding region: 1-4296 (1431 amino acids)
Source: RefSeq, a predicted model, not a curated record